UUUACUGAAACAGUGGCUACUGCAACUGGCUAUCCAGAAUGUGCAAUUCCCAACUAGUGGUUAAAUUAUCUUAGCAGAGAGGAACAGUAUUGGCUAAUUUGCCGAAGAAUGGUAUAAUGACAACUUUGUUGAGUUUGUUGUAUGGUGCAAAAGUUACACAGAUACAGUAUUGUUAUCAUUUACUCCUACAAUCCAUGGCAUGUCAUGUUGUGUGCUGGGAAUUGGAGAGCAUGCAGUAACAGAGAUGAUGUAAUAGUUGAGAUCAGCAAUGAUGCAAGCCGAGCUUCAUCAAAGCUUUCUACACAAAGCCAAGCUAAGGAGCUUGAGGACCUUCGAGGCUUAUGCGUGAGGAUGGAGUAUUGGGAACGAUCUUUGGGGGCAUUUGAGGGAUUCAACCUACUUGAAGACAAAGAAGCUGACGUAGUUGAAAGAGAGAAGCAUGGGAUCGGAUAAGCGAUGGUCAAGGGUGGAAUAGAGAAGACGAUGGCUUUUAUGCAAAGAUGAUAUUCAUUAAAUAGAAGCCAUCAUCCACAACGAAGACCAAGGAAGACCUUUGUUUCAUUAAAGGUAUUUUUAUAAUAACUUUAGUCUUUUAGUGUUAGCCUAGCUUAGUAUAAAAGUAGGGAGAAUAACAUAUAUAUAUACAUAAGAAUAGGG
Messenger RNA from Lycium barbarum (goji berry), 657 nucleotides. RefSeq lists its product as uncharacterized. The record is from RefSeq and is a predicted model, not a curated record. Bases 142 to 453 code for a protein of 103 amino acids. NCBI's taxonomy places the organism in Eukaryota, Viridiplantae, Streptophyta, Magnoliopsida, Solanales, Solanaceae. The transcript is spliced from 2 exons.